AUGGAGGACGGCCCCACGGAAAUUGAUGGAGAGGUUUUGCCUGGUGCAAAGAGUCAACGGCGGCUGAGUAGCAGUUCGGCUGCCACCUUCGUCCUCACCCCCGGCACCCGCUCCCCCGUGCCUCCGGAGCCCGAGGCCGAACUCUCGAUGGAAGAGGAGCUGUCUAGUCUGCGUGCUGAAAAGGAGAGGCUACUCAAUCUCGUCUCAGACAUGCAGCGCUGCAUUUCCGAGUACGAGCGCAGUCUGCAGGAGUUAGCUAAAGAAAAGACGCGAGCUGAAGAGGAAGCCAAAGAGUCGGUAAUCAAUGUCAUCUCCGAACGCGAUCAAGCGAUUGAAGAGAUCUCCACCAUAGAAAAGGCCUUUGGUGACCUCCACCGGCGCUUCGAGAAAUCCAAACAAAUCAUCGAGGGUUUUAAAAAGAAUGAAGAAGUCUUGAAAAAGAGCGCCGAGGACUAUCAGGCCCAACUUCGGAGGCAAGAACAGAAGUAUCAAGCACUGAAGGCUCACGCAGAACAAAAGCUAAUGAAAGUGGCUGAAGAAACAGAGCAAGUCAAACGGAACACCGAGGGCGAGGUCACUCUUCUCCGGGCAGCCAUCAAGCGUUCAGAGUUGCAAAUAAAGAGCCUAGAAUCAGCCCUAGAGCAGAAGACUCGUGAGAACAUGGAGUUGACCAAGAUCUGCGACGAACUCAUCAGCAAAUACAGCGACAAGUCCUGA
Messenger RNA from Dibothriocephalus latus, 717 nucleotides. The record is from the annotation of a GenBank genome assembly. Lineage: Eukaryota; Metazoa; Platyhelminthes; Cestoda; Diphyllobothriidea; Diphyllobothriidae.